GUGAAGUUUUCGUGAUAUUUGCACGGCUGGCAGAUAACCAUAUUUUAUGUGUUCAGGAUGAAAAUGGAGUAAACCGUCCAGUAUGUUCAUACAUCAGACCACUUCGAGCAGGCCGACUACUAGACACACCUAGACAAGCAGCACGGUUUGUCAGUGUCCUGGGCUACGAAAGAGCUCCUGUCAUCGGAGGCGGCGGUGGCAAACAAGAACAGUGGUGCACUCUUCUUGCUUUUUUGUGUAGAAACAAGGGUGACUGUGAAGAUCACGCCAACCUUCUGUGCAGUCUUCUUCUUGGGUUUGGGUUGGAAGCCUUUGUGUGUGUUGGAACAAAAGCAAAAGGAGUCCCCCACACUUGGGUAAUGACUUGUGGGAUUGACGGAACAAUUACUUUUUGGGAGAGCUUAACAGGACAUAGGUACAUCCACAGACCUAUCAACCCUGACGACCCUCCGCUCGUCGAACAACCAAAGCCACUGUAUCCUUAUCGCACAGUAGGUUGUAUCUUCAACCAUCAAAAGUUCUUUGGAAAUUGUCAACCCUCUGACGCUGUGGAGGUCUGCGUGUUUGACCUACAUGAUGAAUCUAAAUGGAAAUCCAUGAGUGGAGAAGCAAUAAAAUCUGUAUGUCCCCCGGGAACAAUGUCUUCAGUUCCCCCUUUUCCUCCCCUGUGUGCUUCCGCGAUAGAUGCUGCAGUAGCAAGCAACGAGGUAGAAUUGCAGCUGAGAAUACUGGUCUCUGAACACAGAAAGGAUCUUGGCCUUUCUACUCUUUGGGAUGACCAUCUGUCCUAUGUGUUGUCACCAGCACUGGCAGCCUAUGAGCUCGAACGUACAACAAGUAUUUCUGCAGGAAAUGAAGAGUUUCAGGAUGCUGUAAGAAGAGCAGUACCUGAAGGUCACACAUUUAAAGGGUUUCCUAUCCAUUUUGUGUACAGAAAUGCCAGGAGAGCAUUUGCCACGUGUCUUCGGUCUCCUUUUUGUGAAGAAAUAAUCUGUUGUAGGGGAGACCAAGUACGACUUGCAGUUCGUGUACGAGUGUUUACAUACCCGGAAUCUGCAUGUGCUGUUUGGAUCAUGUUUGCCUGUAAAUACCGCUCUGUUCUUUGAAAAAAAAACCAAAAUCAUUUAUACCUUGUUUUAGAUCUGCAAAAUAAUGUAUGUGGGUAUAAAAUUAUGC
Cariama cristata (Red-legged seriema) is the source of this 1176-nucleotide messenger RNA. RefSeq names its product centrosomal protein 76kDa (gene CEP76). NCBI's taxonomy places the organism in Eukaryota, Metazoa, Chordata, Aves, Cariamiformes, Cariamidae. The annotation marks the transcript as partial. The record is from RefSeq and is a predicted model, not a curated record. The transcript has 5 exons.